Molecule: messenger RNA, 3033 nt
Organism: Synchytrium microbalum
Lineage: Eukaryota; Fungi; Chytridiomycota; Chytridiomycetes; Synchytriales; Synchytriaceae
Exons: 23
Coding region: 1-3033 (1010 amino acids)
Biological process (GO): Golgi to plasma membrane transport; exocytosis
Cellular component (GO): exocyst
Source: RefSeq, a predicted model, not a curated record
AUGUUUUCUAAAAAGCCCAAAUCUUCAGCUCCCACCAGGCCGGCCGCUGCCAGCACAGCGACAACUGGUAAUUUAGCAUCUUCGCAACAAAAGACUGGCGUCGACUGGGCCUUCGAUGAACCAAGUACUCUGCCGGAACCAGUCGUACAAUGCCUAGAAGCCAUACGGGCUGAAUGGGUCGAUCUUACUUAUGAUGAUUAUAAUCCAGUACCUGUGGCAUUAUCGUUACUGGAAACGAGUACGCUGAGUCGAGACUAUCCGGCCUUUUGCACAAUGUAUAGUGAGUUGGAAAAGGCUAUGGAUAUCAUUAUUGACGAAUAUCAUCAGGCUUUCAACACAUCCAUACAUACCUUCAGCAGUGUAGUUGACGCAAUAUCUGAUUCUCAAAUGAGGACUAGAGCAUUACGAGAUAAUCUAGAUCGGUGUAAAGGUCUCCUGGAAUGCAAGAAUGAGGACAUUAGAAGAACACCAGAAAAAUUAGAGUCCCUAAUGCAAGGAAAAUUCUUCCUCUCUGCAGUCAAAACACUCCUUAACGCCACCAAAACAUUGAAAACCCGCGAAUUCAUGGAUAUUGGAGCUGUAGCCAACAUUCGACAAGAUUUGGAGCAGAUGAAGGGGGUUUUGAAUGAGACAUUGAUUGAAGAGUUACACAAUCACUUGUAUUUGAAGAGCCCAUUCAGUCAGGAACGAGUGGAACGGUUUGGUGGAGUUGGUGAUGAGACGGAAGCUCGGGUGGUGACGAUUGAAAGUCCGAAUAGGAGGCAGUCUGUUUAUAACAAGGGUGGCAAGUCAUCUAAGACCAAGUCGAAUGAUGUCACUGAAGAUUACGACACCAACCCUGAAGCUGAUUCUUUGCAAUAUAUGAGCUGGGUCGUUGAAGGACUGGCUCUUCUCGGCGCUCUGCCGAAUGCCACUGAAGUGAUCAAGCAAAGGUUGAACCUGGAAAUCUUUUAUGUGAUUGAGAGAACGAUACAGGAGAUUUCUGACAGAGAGAGUCGAGGUGAUGUUCCUAGACCGCCUGCCUUGAAAGCUUUUGCAUCCAUUGUAUGGAAAUCAAAAGAGAAUCAAGGUUACAUUCUGACAGAGUUGUUGACGACUCUGUAUGUUCGACUCAAGACUGUCUUGCAUGGUCAUUUUUACAUCCUAUCCUUGAUUCCUGUUCUUGCUCAGCGCAAUAUCAAUACAGGAACUCCUGCUUACAAUAUUCGAGAUGUUUGGAAUGUGAUUCAGAGUGAAGUCAAGGCACUCUUGUAUGAUUACCUGUCAGCGUCGCAGCGGCAGAUUGGUAUCAACAAUCCGAUUGCAUCUUUGAAUGAAAUGUUUGAGCGGAAGUCACCUCAGCCUCGAUCAAAGGUGUUCAGAAUAACGGCUGGCAAUGUUUCCAACGAUCCAGUAGCCAGAUUAUAUCAUGCGAUUGCACCAGUCUCUCGUGCUGCAACUGUCAGUGCGAACGCGUCCAGCCUUCUUGGAUCAGAUGAUACUAGUGGAUCUGUUCAUGUUGUUGACAAGUAUGCUACAGCCACUUCAACAGGGCAUCGAUUGUUGAUUGCACCUGAUCCUGCUAAUAUCUUGAUGAUCUUUGACAUGACUAUGAAGUUUAUUGAAAAGUCAGAGUCUACAGGUGGUAUUGCACCAACUGGAACAUUCAAAAAGUUCUUGGAUGACUUUGUGUUGAGCGUCUUUUUACCGCAAUUGGAAACAAGAGUGAUGGAACUCUUUCAUGAAUUUGUCAAUGGUGAUGAGGCUUUUCAAAUGGAUCAUAUUAUUGAAUUUCCGUUGUUUAAGAGUGCUGUUGGGCUCACGGUUUUGAUUCAAGGCAUGUGUCGUAUCUUGCCUGUGAUGCCAGUACACAAGACGGAAUUCAUUCAAUUGAUUGAGACGUUAUUGGUUAAAUUUCAUGAGAAAUUGAGUGCGAGAUAUUGGGCACUCAUGUCCGCAGACAGUUCAGACACUGCAGGAGAAGCAGAUCGUAAUAUUAUCAGUUGUGUCUGGGCACAUGACCCAGAUCUGCUCAAAUUGGUUGUCCAGAAUACAUUCUUUGAUACGCAAAGAGAUGUUGAUUUGGAAGUUAAUCGUCAUCUUAGUGAGAGAGAAACAUAUGUUGAAAUGAGACUCAAGAAUGAGAGGUCGUUCCAUCGUGGAGAGAUGGUGUUUGAUUAUAAGAAGCUGCAAGGGUUAGCGACGUUGCAUUACACAUCGCAAUGGUUUGUAUCGCAAUUAGCCAUGUUGACGACAUCAGAGGCUCCUCCAGUUGAGGCCGUUUCGACAUCGCCUGUGAGAGCUCUCGCGGAUAUGUCUGUUUCGGAAAUGUAUGUGAAAUGGUCUUCGGACAGCUUACCUGGACUGGCCAUUGAACCUGAUGAUGUGGUUGAAUUGGAGCUGGAUUCUGAAAUGAUCAAGAAAUUUGAUGUUUUACUGUCAAAUUGCAAGUCGUUGUCAGAUCGAGCGCUGAUUACGCUACGACUUGAAGCACGUUGUCAUGUUAUGUAUUAUCUAGAUCUUGCCAUCAGAGAGGGUAAUUAUUGGUUGGACGAUGAACCAGUGGAGCCAGAUCCGUAUAUCAAUGCUCUAAAUCAAGACUUGACCAUGUGCGAGGAAGCCAUGAGUACGGUCUUGCCUAUACCCCGUAUCAGGUUCUUGUUUGAUGGUCUGGCGAGUCUCAUGACCAGAAUAUUAUGCUCGAAUCUUCGUCACAUCAAACGACUUAAUCGCAAUGGGAUUGCCAAAAUGAUUAGAAAUGUUCAGUCCUUGCAACAGAAUCUGACCAACAUAGCAUCGAUACAUGAAAAGGCACUAGAUCAUGCUCGACAAUAUUAUGAUUUACUGAAUCUUGGUGGCGAGGGAAUGGUCAAAUUUAUGGAAUGCAAUGGAUCCAAGUAUGAUUUUGACGAGUACAAGGCUCUGCUAGAUCAGAUCUAUCAUGACGUGUUUACCAAGGACGCGUCGUCAAACAAGAAGGUGUAUCAGGACUUGUUGGCGAGGAUCAAAGCGCAUUUUGUUAAAGGUGCCAAAGCUCUGCAGGGAGACGAUUAA